AUGUCUGUAUACGUUAUCACUGGUGCGUCCAAGGGAAUCGGGUUCGGGUUUGUCAAGAGCAUUUCGGAAGACCCCGCCAACCUAGUCGUCGGUCUGGUCCGUGACAAGGCUGCCACCGAGAAAAAGGUAGCCGAAGAGCUGGGUGGCCGGACCAACAUCCACAUCCUCCAUGGUGAUCUUACCAGCUACGAAAGCCUGAAGCAGGCAGCUGCCGACACUGCCAAGAUUGUUGGCGAGCGUGGCGUCGACUACCUGGUUGCCAACGGAGCCUACCCUUCCCAGUUUGAUGCCUAUGUCCCUAUCGGCGCAUUGGGCGACCAGGUUGAGGAGCUGGAGGAGGUCUCAGCGAAGCUCUUCAAGACCAAUGUUGUUGGCAACAUCCACCUGUUCAAUCUCUUCAUCCCCCUUGUCAAGCAGAGCAAGGCCAAAAAGGUCAUUGCCAUUUCCAGCGGCCAUGGUGACCUUGACUGGAUCAACAACAACGACAUUGAGAUUAGUUCGUUAUACGGUGCCUCCAAGGCGGCCCUGAACGUCGUCGUGGCCAAGUUCAGCGUGCAAUACAAGCCCGAGGGUGUGCUCUUCUUCAGUCUUAGUCCCGGAGCCGUAGAGGUCGGCCACUAUGACAAUGUGAGUCCAGAGCAGGUCCAGGGGUUGAUGGGAUUCAUGGGCAAGAUUCAAGCCUAUGCUCCUCACUUCAAGGGUGCCGUCCCGGUAGAGGAUGCCGUCCGAACCAUCAGGGCUACAUGGGAGAGAGCCAGCAUCGAGACCGGGUAUGCCGGUGCAUUCGUCUCGCAACAUGGCAACAAGCAGUGGCUGUAG
This is a messenger RNA of Pestalotiopsis fici W106-1, 819 nucleotides long. RefSeq lists its product as uncharacterized. Gene Ontology annotation, molecular function: oxidoreductase activity, acting on the CH-OH group of donors, NAD or NADP as acceptor. The record is from RefSeq and is a predicted model, not a curated record. The transcript is spliced from 4 exons. Lineage: Eukaryota; Fungi; Ascomycota; Sordariomycetes; Amphisphaeriales; Sporocadaceae. Bases 1 to 819 code for a protein of 272 amino acids.